UCUCGCUUUGAGGCGCACACUCGGCAGCUGGCUGCGAUACAGCUCCUCCCUCCUGUGUGGUGGCUUUCCCGACUAAAGAGAUCCUUGGACGUGAACAGUUUUGCUGAAGAGCACUUUCUCCCCUCCAAAGCAGCAGGCGGACCAACGGGGCGUCAGUUAUUCUAUACCGAUCUGAGAGAAAGGAGUUGCGCGGUUGGAUGAGGUCUCCAACAGUCUUUCACUCUCACAAAUCUUUGUCAGAGAUGAAGACUUGGCUUGGCUUCAGCCCAGGGUUGCACUUAUCCCUGGGUAUCUGGGUGGUGAUAGCCGCCCAAACCCUCCAAAAUGCCAAAGCGGAGAUAACUUGCGCAUCUUGUGCGUCGCCAGUUCAACUUCAUGUGAGGGAAUUAAAGCUCGGUCGGAGCACUGACCCAACAGAGGAGCCGCACACCCUGAAACAGAUCCGAAUAGAGUUCAGGGACCAAGAUCCUGAAGUGGACGCCCAACACGAGACAGGCGAAUCUGGCGAGCAUGUGCACCGAUUCCCCCAACAUGUCAGUUCAGAAGGAGUUAGCACCAAGAAAGAUGAAUCGGGGUCCGGUGAAUUUCGUCACAGCGCCAGUGAUGGGGCAGGGGACACCGAGAAGAUUGAAGAUGCUGCACUUCGGAGAGCGAAGAGAAGCCGUCCUGAGUUCAGUGAGACCGGGCGGACUGACAUGGACGCGGAAGCACCGGAGGAUUGGGGCUCACUGUUUGACGGACACAAGAAGGCCAGGUCCGAGUUCGGAUGGAACCGGGGAAAAGCGGGAGGAAAUAACCGGCAGGAUGAAACCAAGCUCAUCGGCACCACUUUCUCUCUGACCGGGGACUCUGCGCACAACCACGCGGUGGUUUACUGGUCCGGACAGAACAGCAGCGUGAUCCUGAUCCUAACCAAGCUGUAUGACUUUCAUAUUGGCAGCGUCACUGAGAGCACUCUUUGGAGAUCUACUGACUAUGGCUCCACGUAUGAGAGGAUGAACGACAAAGUCGGAUCCAAGACUGUCCUGAGUUACCUGUACGUCUGUCCAACUAACAAGAGAAAGAUCAUGGUGUUGACUGAUCCAGAGUUUGAGAGCAGUGUGCUCAUCAGCUCUGACGAGGGAGCCAGUUACCAGAAGUACCGCCUCACGUUCUACGUCCUCAGCCUUCUUUUUCACCCCACUGAAGAGGAUUGGGCCUUAGCCUACAGUCAUGACCAAAAGUUGUACAGCUCGGUGGACUUUGGUAGGAAAUGGCAGAUCAUCCACGAACGCGUGACACCAAAUAGAUUCUACUGGUCUGUCUCCGGCCUCGACAAGGAACUAGAUCUGGUGCACAUGGAGGCUCACACUCCAGAUGGAAAUGUGCAGUAUGUUACAUGCCAAGCUCCCAUGUGCACUGAAGUUAACAGGAACUACCCAUUCCCCGGAUACAUUGACAUUAGCUCUUUGGUGGUUCAAGAUGACUACAUAUUCAUACAGGUUCCUACAUCUGGACGAGCAUCUUAUUAUGUGUCCUACAAAAGGGACUCAUUCAUACAAAUUAAACUGCCCAAAUAUUCCCUGCCUAAGGACUUGCACAUCGUCAGCACCGAUGAGAAGCAGGUAUUCGCAGCGGUGCAGGAGUGGAACCAGAAUGACACCUAUAACCUGUACUUGUCUGACACAAGAGGGAUCUACUUUACCUUGGCCAUGGAAAAUGUCAAGACCACUAGGGGCAUCGGAGGGAACCAGAUGCUGGAUCUGUACGAGGUCGCAGGAAUUAAAGGCAUGCUGAUUGCUAACAAGAGGCAAGACAACCAGGUCAAAACCUACAUGACCUACAAUAAAGGCCGGGAGUGGAGGCUCCUGCAGGCUCCUCCCACUGACCUGGAUGGCAACGACAUUCAUUGCAUAUUGCCCUUCUGCUCACUUCAUCUCCAACUGCAGAUGUCCGAGAACCCUUACUUGUCAGGAGCAAUCUCCACCAAGGCCACUGCACCGGGUAUCAUAGUCGCCACAGGAAAUAUUGGAGCAGAGCUGUCCUACAACAACGUUGGCAUGUUCAUUUCAUCUGAUGCUGGCAAUAGCUGGAGACAGAUAUUUGAAGAGGAGCACAACGUUUGGUUUCUGGACAAAGGGGGGGCCAUCGUUGCUGUCAAACAGCCAUCUGUGCCAACCAGACACUUGUGGGUCAGCUUUGACGAGGGGAGGCAGUGGACCCAGCACAGCUUCUCCUUGGUGCCUCUGUUCGUGGAUGGAGUUCUGGUGGAGGCCGGGGCCGAUAACCAAAUCAUGACCUUUUUUGGACACUUCAGCCAUCGUUCUGAAUGGCAGCUCAUCAAGAUCGACUACAAGUCCAUUUUCAGCGGGAAAUGCACAGAGGAAGACUAUCAAACCUGGCACCUGCACAACCAGGGGGAGCCAUGUGUGAUGGGGCAAAAACAGAUUUACAUGAAGCGCAGGCCUGGAAACUACUGCAUGCUAGGAGAGGACUACUCCAGUAUCCUUUCAGCUGAGUCCUGUAUUUGUCGAGCUCAUGACUUUGAAUGUGAUUACGGAUAUGAGCGGCGAAGCGACGGGAACUGUCGGCCUUCCUUCUGGUUCAACCCCUCCACUGUCUCCAGAAGCUGCAGCCAGGGUCAAAACUACCUCAACAGCACAGGGUACCGCAAAGUGGUGUUGAACAACUGCACCAAAGGAGUUAAAGAAAUGUACACGGCAAGAAAGCAGCAGUGCCCCAACAGACCUCCCAAAGGACUCAUGCUGACCAUCAAAGACGGCAAACUCGCUGCCAACCUGGGCAGCAAUGUCACCUUCUUGGUUCAUCUGGAUGAGGGUGACUCUCUGCACACCAACAUCCAACUGGAUUUUGGUGAUGGCACAGCCGUCUCCUACUCCAACCUGAGCUGGACCGAGGAGGGGAUCAAACACAUUUACAAGUCUGCUGGAAUUUUCCGUGUCACAGCUUUAGCGGAGAACACACUGGGUUAUGAUUCCAAAACCCUCUUCCUGCAUGUCACAUGUCCAGUGGAGCAUGUCCGGCUUAUCGCUCCCUUCGUGGUCAUAAAGAACAAGGAGGUGAACAUCACAGCAGUGGCAUUACCCAGCCACUCGCGUACUGUUACUUACUUCUGGUGGCUAGACAACAAUACUGAGCCUUUGAUAACGUUAGAUGGCAGUAUCUCACACACCUUUCCAAACGACGGGAUGCACACCAUCACCGUCCAAGUGGCUGCAGCCAACAGCAUACGGCAAGACACCAAGACCAUAGCAGUCAGAGGAUUCUUCAAAUCUCUACUUUUAUCUUUCUCCCCUAAUCUGGAUGAGUUCAACCCCGACAUACCAGAGUGGAGACAGGAUGUGGGGAGAGUAAUUAAGAGGGCUUUGCUCCAAGUCAUUCUUUCUGCCUUGCCACAGGUGUCUGACUUCCCAGAGGAUCAGCUCUUGGUAGCCGUGUUCCCAGGCGUUCCAACCGCUGCUGAGCUCUUCCUGUUACCCCACAACAACCAAUCAGAGGGCAAGAAAAAGAGUGAGGAGGGACUUGAGCAGGUAUCCGAUAUAAUUGUGAGCGCGCUGAACCAAAAUCUGGUGGAGUUCGAGCUCAAGCCCGGUGUCAGGGUAAUUGUGUACAACACACAGUUAACACUGGCACCGUUGGUGGAUUCUAACCCAAGACACAGCAGCUCGGCUUUGCUGAUGCUCCUCUUAGUGGUGUUCCUGGGCCUAGCAGUGUUCCUUAUCUACAAAUUCAAGAGAAAAAUACCUUGGAUAAAUAUAUAUGCUGAGGUGAACCAGGAGAAAGAGCAAGAGAUGAUUGGCUCGGUGGGCCAGGGCGACAGCGCGCCUAAAAUCACACUGAGUGAGUUCUCCACAUCCAAAGAGCUCACGGAGAAACAACUGGAUGCCAGGGUCAAACGAGGAGUUGGAACUGCUUGCGAGAGCACAAGGGAGAUACCAAACUGUACUAGCGUGUAAAGUCAUUCAGCAACAGUUUAUGUAAAGAGCAAAGUAUUAAAGUGUCGGGGUUCUCUUUUUCUGUUUUGUAAUUCUCAACAAAGCUGAUGUUAAUAGUUUUCUAAGGGACCUCAUUUAUACAGACUUGCAUGGAUGCCUCGUUCAACAGCAUCCAUGCAGCAAAUGUCAAGUUACUCAUAGAGAUCAUUGUAAUUACUGGCAAACAAUGUAAUCAGUCGUGUGGAUGUAAGUUACAUAACAACGUUCCUUUGCAGACUGAACUAUCUUUCAUCAUGAAGGUUAUGUACGUUCUCUAUGACGUUUGCUUUGGAAUUCAUUUCUGCCUAAAUCAAGACUAUGAUGUCUGAGUCUUGUUCCGUUCUCUCUGGACUCACUCUGUUAAAUGUAUAUAUUAUUACUUUCUGAGUACCAUGGCGACAACAGAGGAUUCAAGAAAAGUUAAUGGUUUGUUUUUUUGAAAGGUGUACUAAGUCAAAAAUCUGCUUUGUUUUUGCUAAGGUCCUUGACUUGUGCAUGUUCUUUUUGGGGACACAGUUUCUGUGUUGUAGAUAAGCAAGUGUUGUAAAUAGUUCUUUUCUAAUCAUUCAUCAGAAAGGCGAGAUUGACUUUGCCUGGACUUCCGUGUUGCUCAUUUUCCUCAUUUGUAUCUAGCAGAAAAGGGGUUUUAUGUUAAACUGUGUAUAAAACAUACCUGAGAUAAGGCUGUAUGAGUUAUUAUAAAUAUUUAUUCUGAAUUGUUUACCAGUGAUCAACAUAUUCAAGUUGUGGGAGAACCAUACCAACAUUCAUUCCAAAAACAAAGUAGAAAUCUCUUUUUUAGUUGUUUAGGAAUACAGGCACAUGUUUAAGGCUAUACAUACUGCUUUUGAAAUUGAUUACAUGGAAUUCCCAGAGGGUAUGAAUAUUUGAACAUUGCUCAUGUUAUACUACUAUAGAACAUCUAAAAUAUCUCCUUAUUUAGUCAAUAAUGUACCAGUUACUUGGAAUUAACCCAUACGUGCAGCAUUCCUUACCUGUCCUUUGAGGUGAAGGGUGUGAGCUAUGUGCAGCUUAAGGAGUGUUUUCAAUUUCAUGGCUUAAGUUGUCUCGUCAUUUACGCUAACUGAAAAAUCAAACUUCAAUAUUGUCUCUAAAUGUGAUCAUUUUAACAGUCAUUUGACCAUCUCAAAAAAUACACAGAGGAUUGGGGCUGCUGAUAUCACCUUAAAUUUCUCACUAUCUUUCCCAACUCCAUGUCUGAGUCACUAACAUAUUGAUGUUAAUUUAUUACAGAAAAACUGAAGCCUAUAAAAUUGUUCAGCUCCGUGCAAUCAGCCCAAUCGUUUAGUAAAGUAUUUCAAUGACCAUUCUGACAAAGUAUGUAUGUGUCAAGGGUGGAGGAAAUGGUGUAAAUAUGACGAACAUGUUUUUAUUUAUUUUUUACCCUCAGCGAUCACAUAGCAGCGAAAAUGAAGAGACAUUUUGUGCAUCUAUGCCCAAGGCACAGAAGCAUAAUUUUCUUAAUAAUUUAUAUAUAGUUUUGAUAAAAAUGACAUGAAAGAGCUUUAUUCAUUUAGUUUUAAUGACAGAACUUUCCCACAGUAUUUGACACACUGAAAAUUUUGCAGGUUUUCCCACUCACAAAGCAUGUAGAGGAGUCUGUAAUUUGUAUCAUAGGUACUCAACUGCGAGUGACCGAAUCUAAAACCAAAAUCAAGAAAGUCAUAUUGUAUGCACCUGCACCUGUUUGAACUUGUUACCUGUAUAAAAUACACCUGUCCACACAAUCAAUUUAACAGACUCCAACCUCUCCACAAUGGCCAAGACCAGAGAGCUGUGUAAAGACAUACAAUUGUAGACCUGCACAAGGCUGGCAUGAGCGACAAUACAUUAGGCAAGCAGCUUGGUGAGAAGGCAACAACUGUUGGCGCAAUUAUUAGAAAAUGGCGCCAACGGUCAAGUUUCCUCGGUCUGGUGCUCCAUGCAAGAUCUCACCUCGUGAAGCAUCAAUGAGGAAGGUGAGGGAUCAGCCCAGAACUACAUGACAGGACCUGGUCAAUGACCUGAAGAGAGCUGGGACAACAGAAAACCAUUAGUAACACACUACGCUGUCAUUAAGUUCUGGAGGAUCCAGAGGCGGUAUGGGAGAAGGCCAUGUGGUCUGAUGAGACAAAAAUAGAGCUGUCUAUAUUCUACUCACCAUAUUUAGAGGAAGAAGAAGGAUGAGUUCAACACCAUCCCAAAGGUGAAGCAUGGAGGUGCAGACAUUCCUUGGGGAUGCUCUAAGUGGGGAAACCUGCAAAGUCAGCAGUGUAUCAAAUACUUGUUCUCCCCACUUUUAUUAGGUCGGUGCAUGAAUUGAACAAACUUAAAGUCUGUCUCAGAUUUAUCAUAAAACUCUUCAAAUAAGAGAAUGGAAUUCCUCCCUGUAAUAGGUGUGGAUUAAUUCCUCCUGGCUCAGAAUCUCCCCCGUCACAGGUUAGGCAAUGGCUUUCAGCCCGUUUAUACUUUACCACAUGGGGGAUUGCAGUCGGGGCAAAUUUCACUCAGCUUUCAGCUGCAAAGUGGUAUUUGUGCAGUAAUACCAUUUUCAUUAUCAAUCUAUAUGGAAUGGGACACUGUUUGAGGGCAGAUAAUGCUUGCUAAUGAUUGACUGUUCAUAUUGCUGUCUGCAAUGCACUAAAGAUGUGUAACUGCAAUGGCUGUAAGCGCCGAUCUUAGUGAAUUUGACUUUUUCUCCUAUGAUGCCCAUUUGACUAGAAAGGGGCAGAUUUGAUGUUAAAUGUCUGCAUAUAACUUUUUCAAAAUGUGCAAAUAUCAAAAGGAGCAAAUAGACGCCGUUGGCUUGGCAGCACAGUUAGGGAAGCAUUUCAUCCUUGGCAGGUGUUUUGAGAAUUAAAAGCCUUCUUUUUGUCUUUGCACAGGUUUAGUGGCUUUAAAAGCCAUGCAUUCCUUUUGUGAUUUUUCUAAAAAGUGUACAAACUGAGCAGAUACAUUAAAAUCUUGCUGGUAAUGAAUCUACUCGUUCUGGUGCCAACAGGCUUCUUUUAGAACGCAACACUUGACUCUGCUGUGCAUUUAGUUUGAAAAGAGGGAGUAUCGUUCCAGCAUACAACUAUUCAUCAGCGCUGUGUUCUGCAGGACUACAAAAGUUGAGUGGCCACAAAAUGUCUCCAAUCGGCCUCAAAGUAUCCAGCAUGAUGAUAACCAGAGAAGCUGAGCAGAUGAUGCCCUUUAGGCUGUCACAUCACACACGCAUUACCUCAAACAAAGGGUUUUCAUCUGAAACUGAACAGCCGAGCCAAGCCUUAUUACAGCAGACAGAAUAUUCAUUGAAGAAAGAUUGUUUUUCAAAUGUUUGCGGUUUUCCACUCGUGUCAUGAGCAAAGUGUUUGGAGAAAUAGUAAAAGAACUUUCAAAACGUUUGUGCUUAGUGCAACUCAAACCAUACUUUCUUUGUUAUUUUUUUCUCAUUUCUUUCCCUCUCAGACCCUUUGGUAUUUUAAAGAAUGUACGAGGACUACACUGGUUUAUAGGCCUUAAUGCUUUUUGCAGCUGUAGCGGGGUAAGAAUUUUGAACUUUGUAAAGGUCUGAAAAGAAAGUAGAGAAUAGCUAUUAAAAAUGUCAUAUCGGGUCACAAUUAUUGUUCAUUCAAUCACCCUAUUGAUCAUUGGAAAUUUGACUUUUCUGGUAUCUUAAAUAAUAACCAGAAGAUCUCUUUAAUUGAAAAUUGAAAGAGAUUUUUGCUUUGGUCAUAAUUCAGAAGGCAUAGUAAUGUUCUUCAUUGCACAAAAAUCUACAAUGCAUGAAUCAUCAGUAAUAUUUGGUUUCAUCUUUAUUUCAAUAUUUCUACAGUAAGUAAACUGUCAUUUUCAAAUUGUUUCAAAUAAACGUAUUUUUGUACAUCAA
Messenger RNA from Pungitius pungitius (ninespine stickleback), 7845 nucleotides. It is a transcript of the gene sorcs3a, whose product is annotated as sortilin related VPS10 domain containing receptor 3a. NCBI's taxonomy places the organism in Eukaryota, Metazoa, Chordata, Actinopteri, Perciformes, Gasterosteidae. Gene Ontology annotation, molecular function: protein binding. The coding region runs from base 198 to 3956 and encodes 1252 amino acids. Gene Ontology annotation, cellular component: membrane. The transcript has 27 exons. The record is from RefSeq and is a predicted model, not a curated record.